Molecule: messenger RNA, 1291 nt
Organism: Carassius gibelio (silver crucian carp)
Lineage: Eukaryota; Metazoa; Chordata; Actinopteri; Cypriniformes; Cyprinidae
Gene: ap1s3a
Product: adaptor related protein complex 1 subunit sigma 3a
Exons: 5
Coding region: 159-623 (154 amino acids)
Biological process (GO): intracellular protein transport; vesicle-mediated transport
Cellular component (GO): AP-1 adaptor complex; intracellular membrane-bounded organelle; membrane coat
Molecular function (GO): clathrin-cargo adaptor activity
Source: RefSeq, a predicted model, not a curated record
GUGCGCGCCUGUGAUUGGUCCACACCUGUGCGCUAGCAGAAACCCCGCGACACCGGGGCGAGGUGAGACUGUCCUGGCUGAACUCUGGACAUGACCCCGCGCGCGCGGAGCUCCACGCAGAGACUCGUUUAGGAUCUGAAGGAGUCUGGAGUCUCAGGAUGAUGCGUUUCUUGCUGCUGUUCAGUCGUCAGGGGAAACUCCGGCUGCAGAAAUGGUUCACGGCUCUCAGCGAUCGCGACAAGAAAAAGAUCAUAAGAGACGUUACACAAAUGGUGCUGGUGCGACCGCCGAAGUCCUGCAACUUCCUGCAGUGGAGGGAUCUGAAGAUCGUCUACAGGAGGUAUGCAAGUCUGUAUUUCUGUUGUGGUUUGGAGCAAGGAGACAAUGAACUGCUCACACUGGAGCUUCUGCACAGAUACGUCGAGCUGCUGGAUCAGUACUUUGGCAAUGUGUGUGAAUUAGAUAUUAUUUUUAACUUCGAGAAGGCAUACUUUAUCCUGGAUGAGUUUAUUAUUGGUGGAGAGGUGCAGGAGACAUCCAAAGCAUCUGUGGCCAAAUCAAUGGAGGAGGCGGAUUCUCUUCAGGAGACGAUGGAGGAGUAUGUAAACAAACCCACAUACUGAAGAAACAUGUUCAGAUCAACACAGCCAUCACCUCACUCCUCAAAGACACAACAGCAAGAACUUCAAAUGCUGAAUGUAUUUAAUUGAGCUUCCAUACAGAGUCACAACACUGAAGUAGCAACACUUUGCAUUAGUAAGCAUUUUAAACUACUUUUGAGAUAGUGAGAAUACUAUUCUUAAAUUAUAGGAGUUUAAUAGGUAGCACAUUUGGUUUUUGACAAUCAGGAAGAGAUACACUCAUGUACACUAAUGGAGUCAGUGUGUAUAUAUAUAUAUAUUUUAAAUAGACAUAUACUUUCAUUAAUCAAAGACGCAUUAAAUUGAUCAAACAAAGACAUUCAAAAUGUUAAAAAGAUUUCAAAUAAAUGCAGUUUUUGAUUUCCGAAGGAUCAUGUGACACUGAAGACCUGAGUAAUGAUGCUGAAAAUGCAGAAAUAAUUAAUUUUUUAAAAUAUGUUCAAAUAGAAAUGUUAUUUUAAAUUGUAAUAUUUCUCAAUAUUAUGGUUUUUACAGUAGUGUAAAUUGUGGGAUAUUUGAAUACACUGUGAAAUUACCCCUCUGGUUUCUGUUCAUUGUGCUGUUAAUUUUAUUUUGAUGUAAUUUUUAUUUUGUGCAGAGUUAUUGACCCAUUUUUUUUAAUUAAAUAAUAAAAUGCAUUUUAAUAACAA